Messenger RNA from Bipolaris oryzae ATCC 44560, 411 nucleotides. RefSeq lists its product as uncharacterized. Lineage: Eukaryota; Fungi; Ascomycota; Dothideomycetes; Pleosporales; Pleosporaceae. The annotation marks the transcript as partial. The record is from RefSeq and is a predicted model, not a curated record. The transcript has a single exon.
GUGUUCGAGGGCGUGUCAACAACGGAGCAAGAGAAGGGAAGAUACCCAGGCAAUAUUGCAAUACGCGCGUUCUCAUUGGUCUUUCCCCUAAUCCUUUCCUUUGUACUACACAACCAGUAUCCUUUUUUUGGUUUUUCUAUAUCAUGCGUUAGCUUUCCUUCUAUAACUAUUUACCUUUACCUUUCUUUGCGACAUUUCGCGCUUUUUACUUUACAUUUGGAUGAAUUGGGGAUGGUUUUCUUUUCUUCAACACCCGGUUGUGGUACACGGUGCCGCAGCAUACUUUCUCAUGUUUCUUUACGAAACUUCGAUUCUGUAAUACCCCGUUACUAUAUUCAGUCCUUCCAGACAGUUGCAGAGUUUACGGCCCGCACAGCACCACUUCCAACACCAAUGUUCUCAUCUUGUUAG